UUUCGGCACAGUUCGCGCAUGCCCAGACAAAACUUACGUGGCAUGAAACAAUUUCUAUAGUAGAAAACGUAAACAAACAGAUAAAACCAUGCAUCACCUGACACUAACAGCGAUUGUUGUUGCUGCUGUUUUGUGUAUAUCUUCCGUCCAAUGUUACUUCAUAAACAUCGACGCUCACGCAGAAGAAUGUUACUUCGACAAAGUCACGUCCGGUACCAAAAUGAGCCUGAUGUUUGAGGUGGCAGAAGGGGGAUUCCUUGACAUAGACGUUAAGAUUUAUGGUCCAGAUGGCAAAGUGAUUCAUUCAGGUGAUAGGGAGUCAAAUGGGAAAUACACAUUUGCUGCACACAUGGACGGAGUAUACAAAUACUGUUUCAGUAACAAGAUGUCAACAAUGACACCAAAGAUUGUCAUGUUUACUGUGGACAUUGGAGAAAAACCAAAACAAGAAGAAAAUAUGGAAGGAGAUGAACACCAGAACAAACUUGCUGAGAUGAUAAAUGAACUGUCUACAGCACUUACAGGUGUGAAACAUGAACAGGAAUAUAUGGAAGUUAGAGAAAGAAUUCACAGAGCCAUAAAUGACAAUACAAACUCGAGAGUGGUGCUGUGGUCAUUCUUCGAGGCAUUGGUUUUAGUUGCCAUGACGCUCGGACAAGUCUAUUAUUUGAAGAGAUUCUUUGAAGUUCGGCGAGUUGUAUAACAGAAGUGCUAUAUAGACAUCUAGGAUAACAAAUUGUUUACCAGUGUAAGCUUCAGGCAGCAGCAAUCAAGAAAAAUAGUUUUAACUCUUACCCUGCUAAAUUUCAAUAAUGAACUGGUCCAUCUUCCAAUUUGGACAGUACCAUUAACUGUUAAAAGGGGUGCUUACAAAAAAGAAACUGACUGCAUAGCGAACAGUGGAGAUCAUGAUCAGACUGCAAGGAUGUGCAGGCUGAUCAUGAUCUACACUGGGCGCAAAGGCAGAACCAGUCAUGUUCAGCAUGAUAAGGGUUAAAAAGAAAGUUUAGUGUUGAACGCAUAUAUUCAAAAUGAAUCCAACCAUCAACAGGGGCUUGAAAAAAAAGAAGAGACAUUGUUCUAUAUACAGAGGAUAUAAAUAUACAAGACCACCAUGCAGAUUUGGAAACCUGAAGCACAUUGUGAAGCUGUGCUGUAGGUGGAACAGACAGACAAGACAAAAGGACUUUAAGAAAUAAAUUUGGGCUGUAGACUAUCUGAUUGUUAAAAUAUUGCAAAUAUCUCUGUGUUUUUGUUUCAUUUGUGAGUUUUACCAAAUGUUUGAACAAUGGUAAGAAAAUGGUUAAGGGUAUUAUAUAUUUGUAUCAAAAUUGUAAUAGUUUAAUAUAAGAUUGUGAAAAUUCUACUUCUAGAUCGAUGUAAACUUGAACAUUAACUUUGAAGAUACCAGUAAUUCUUUUUGAGGAAGCAGUUUUUAAAUGAGGAUGUUCUCUAGUCAUAUGAUAUUUUCAGAUGGAAUUGUUUGGAAAGAGAUAAGAACUUGUUUGUUGGUGUCUGUAUGGGAGAGGUUCAUGAUUACAUAAUUACAACGUUUACUUACUGCUGCAGCUUUAUGAAAAUGUAAACCAAGCUCAUGCUAUUUUUAUAUUGACUUCCCAUAUAUAUAUGACUGGGAGAUGUGGGGAGGGAUUUGUAUCUUUAACUUAUUUUCAAAAAUAUGUGUGUAACAUAUGACUGAAUGGUGUAAGAGUGUUGCUGUGAUGAGUACUGCAUUUGUGUAAUAUGAUAUAAAUGUAUAUUUUAUGUGUGAUCCGAUAUUGUAUCAUCAUUCCUUUAAGGCUUAUGUUGAUUUAUGUCCUAUUUGGUAUAACAGUUGUUACAUUAUUUGUUUAGAUUCUAUACAUGUAUGGGUAUUUAGAGAUGUUUUAUCAUUGGCAUGCAGCUGAAUUGUCCAAAACACUUCAAGAGUAAGAUAAUUAAUAUAGUUUUCAGCAUAUAGUCUUUGAUGAUCAAAGCAUGUUACAUGUACAUGAUAUUAUGCUGAAAAACAUGAAGUAUAUUGGAUUAUUGUCACUGUUAGAUGAUUGAAAGUCUUGUACAUGUAUGAAAUCUCCACAUAACUGUAUGUAUAAUUUUUGUAUAAAAUAUUUGUUCCUGAAUAAUUGUGUUAAACUGAUUGAUAACAAAUGACUUUUCGUUGAUCAGAAGUGUACUGGUACAUCAUUGGCAGUUUUGUAGUGAAUGUGUCAGUUACUGUCAAGCCUCAUUGGGAUGAGGUAGUUGCUGAUAAUAUGAAUCAAACCAACUUAAGACGUACUCUUGGUGGAUGUAAUGAAAAUUUUGUAACAGAAAGUGAACUUUAUUACUUAUUUUUCAGUGAAUUAUUGAAACAGUGAAAUGUAUUUGGUAAUUUCACCGUGAAAAAUAUCAAGAAUGACUUUCACUGGUUUUUCGGCCCAAAUUGGAAAAUCUGGUUAAAACCAAUGAAAUUACAUAUUAUUAGAAAAAUAUGUUUGUUGUACAUGUACGAUUUUUUCCACUUAUGAACGCCAUAUCUUACAUUUUUUUCAAGUGGCUGAGUCAGUUGUAGAAUUACUGCAUCUCAUGUCAUGUCCACUCAAUUGAAGAGAUUUUGAUCUUUUAUUGAAACAGACAAAUAAUGACUUACUAAUGAUUCACUUAUCUGUCUUUUUCUGGUUUUCUAAUAUAUAUAGAACAUUAAUUUAAUGUCUAUGUGUCUCUGGUAGAGUUGGUGUAACUCUCAAUUUGUUCUUCAUUGUUUUAUUGAAAAUUUAAGUAAAGGUUCAUAAUUAGGCCUGUUAACAUUUGGUAAUUUUUAAAGUGAAUAUGAGUCAAUAUUGCUGUAACUGUGAUGAUGCCAGGAAUCACUUGUGUUGUUGGUAGUCGAGAAGUUCUUGUAGGAACAAACAAUUGCUCAGUGAGACAAACAGAUGUUUUAUCACGGUAUCUAUGGAUAGUAUGCAUAAUUUGAUAGCUUUAUGCUUACAUUACAUCUUACAUUUUAUUUCUAAGCAGUAACAUGAAACGAAAUAAAUAAACUGGAAAGAGAUA
Molecule: messenger RNA, 3033 nt
Organism: Mercenaria mercenaria
Lineage: Eukaryota; Metazoa; Mollusca; Bivalvia; Venerida; Veneridae
Product: transmembrane emp24 domain-containing protein 2-like
Exons: 4
Coding region: 89-703 (204 amino acids)
Biological process (GO): Golgi organization; intracellular protein transport; endoplasmic reticulum to Golgi vesicle-mediated transport
Cellular component (GO): endoplasmic reticulum-Golgi intermediate compartment; endoplasmic reticulum; Golgi apparatus
Source: RefSeq, a predicted model, not a curated record